This is a messenger RNA of Hyalella azteca, 1732 nucleotides long. RefSeq lists its product as uncharacterized. The record is from RefSeq and is a predicted model, not a curated record. Lineage: Eukaryota; Metazoa; Arthropoda; Malacostraca; Amphipoda; Hyalellidae.
CUGAAAAUGAAAGGCGCGGCCCUGCAUUACGAGAGUGUCAUUGCACUAUUGAAAGCAUGCAGAGUGGAUGUGGGAGACAUCGGCCAUUCAAGGAACAACUUUCCUGAAAUUCUUCGUGCGGCGACUGUGGUGAUUUGUCAAAGAAACAAUCAGAUGUUGCUGCAGCCACUACUCAGCACGGGACUACCACCCCAUUUCUACAUUACAGCCAACAAGUCCACUGUCAACAGACACACCAAUCAAGCAAUCCUCUUGAUUGUUAAUUUCAACGGCAAAAGGAUCGCAGUACCUGUGGGCGCACCUCCUGUAUAUUCCGUUGAUGUCAACAGUGUUGAUGACACAAGUCAGGUUCAGCUCAUCGGAGGAAGUGCAGUAGAGCUUGCUGAUAGCAUAAUUAAUACGAUUCUGGAAAAAACUGGGCUCCCUGACCAUCACUUGACGCGAUUAACAGGUGCAACGUGUGACGGACAAUACGUUGUCUUGUCGGGAUUUGCUGCACGACUUGCUGAGCGUGUUGGGGUCUCAUCGGAACGUGCCUUUGCUGUCCCUGUCACGUGGGAUGCUGGCCACUGGAUGAACUUAGUGGUCACAGAUGUGCGCUCUGUUAAACAGCAAACCUUCAAAGGAUCGGCCCAAUUAUUGAACACCUUUAUCAAGCGUUGUAAUGUAUUUAAUGACGAGUUACAGCAUGGCAAAGGGUACGCCAUGCUGAGAGCUAUUUCUGAAUCUAACAAAUCUACUGCUCAUGCUCCCAAAUCUUAUGCACAACAUAGAUUUAUGAGCUCGAACUACCAGCAGUGGCUGAGUAUCGAAAAAAGCCUGCCAACAUUGGUGGCAGGCUUUCAUAUGAUGAAUCCACGCAGCAAAGACGAUCCCAACGAAGAGCUCAAAUUCAUGAUACAGGGGCAAGACUUUGUGUAUGAUCUGCUCUUUCUACUGGAUUUUCUGGGGCCACUCGUACAAGUGAUGAACGCCCUGCAGAACUUCACCGUACCUAUCUGGAAGCAGGUAAAAUUUAGUAAUUCACUCAUCGAGCACUGGAAAUCCAUCUCAGUGGAAACACUGGCCGGGCUUCCUCGUCUUUCCCAGCACGAGACGGAACUUCAAGAUUUGAAGUAUAAAGAAAUGGAUCUUCUCCCCGGUUACCUCGUGGUGCACCAGGAGAAGGGAAAAAUUGCAUGGGAAGCUCGUGAGCUCAAGGAAUGUCGUGCAUCAGCCGAAAAAUUUCGAAAAGAUCUUUUGCACAGUCUCAAUGAACCCUCCAGUAGUUGCAUUCAUGAAGCGUGCACUACUCUUGAAAAAUGCCUAGAUCUUCAUUCAAUUUAUACAGUAAUGUGCGGUGAGAGAAGCGAGACAAAAUGUCCAUACGACAAAGUUAAGCUCCACUUACAUGGCAUUUCUUCAUUCAAAAAGUUUGUCAACUACGUCAGCAAUCUUCCCCAUGUGAGGGAAUCAGGCUUUCUGAAUAUUAACUCAGUCCUGAGUAAUUCGCUUUUUGAUAAACUUAAAGAAUUUCUGGUGUCCACAAUAUGGGGAGAAUUGUUGCACGUUGUCGGAACUGAAAUCUUUCAUCAACUUUCUGGUGAGCCAAUGAGCAAGUUGGGCAAUGACUCCACAGUUGAAAAACUAACGGAAGAAACGAAUGCUAGCUUUCAACUUCAGAAAAAUUUUGUAGUGAAAAUUUCGAAUAAGGACGAGCCUCUGACUGUAGCAUUAAAUGAGGGCGUGUUUU